GCUGGCUCACUAUUUCUUACGGACAGAAACGAGAAGGAACUUUAUCCUGGGCUGCUGAAGAGGAAUGAAACGCAGCAUCAGAUUGCGUAACCGCUUCUUAAAUAGUGUGUAUAGACUUAUAAACAGUGUCUAGCCAUCUGUGUUGCUAGCUGGCUGCUUCUAGCUUGCCGACUGUUCGAUAAUGAUGUGCAUGACGGUGUGGGCAGAAUAGCCGACAGCGCCAUAUCCGUUUUGCAGUAUCGUCAGUGGUGUGCAGGUGUGAUGGUGACGUUUACCUAGCCCUCUGUGUGACCCCACGCCACCCAGCCCCUCAGACCGCCCCGCCCCAGAGGACACCCGGUUUGCCAUGACCCUGCGCACUCUCCUCGCCCUCCUGCCCGUCCUGGCGGUGUUGGCAGCGCUCUGUCUCUCCAGCCAUGCAGGGAACACUCCCAGAUUCACAACCAUCCAGACCGUGAAUGAAUCGAUGUGUGCCUCUGCUUGUGAAGUCAGCAGUAUGUGCAACUGGACAGUCUUUGAUAGUGUAAACUCAACGUGCUAUUUCUUAGAAUGUCCCAAUAUCACCAUCUGCCAAAGCAUCAACGUGGAAGCGCUGCUGAAAAAACAAGAAGCUGAUGUUAGCACUGACCCUGAACCUGUAACCCCAGCCUUGUCCACAUCUACUCCUCACAUGCCUGUUCCUGAAACCACUUCCACCCCACAGCCAGCCUCCUUAGUCCCCGCCAACACCUCUGACAAUGGUACACUCAAAGCUGCUGGGUCCACCAACGCAGACCGAAAACUUAACGAUUCUUUAACCCUCAAUGGGACCAUUGGUGAUGACCUUGGGCAGGGCACCCCUGUUGUAAACCAGACCCAGAAUCAGAGUUCAGUAAUUAUUCCCACUGCUACACCCAAGGCUAAGGAACCUGUAUCACCUCAGUCAAGUAGCAUGGUGCCCUCUGUUGCUGUGGCUGCCACCACCCAUCCUGCUCCCACGACAGCAACUGCAACCACAUUGCAUACUACCAAGUCAACAAGCACAACGACAAGCACAACAACAACAACAACAACCCAGAGGCAGCCAAUUCCCACCACAGCAAGGACUCCGCCACGAACAACAACCAUUACCACGACAACAUCGCCUGCAACCUCCACAGUGACCACGACGACAGCGUCAACAACCCCCAUCACCGAAAUUGUAACAACCACCACCUCGACGACAGCUGUGGUCAAGGAGGCGUCACCACCGACCACGAAGAAGGCUACGAGCACCCAGGGUCCCUCAGGGAAUGUUCCACAGGCGGGGACCACCACCUCCAAAGCUGGUACAGGAGAGGAGGGUGGAACCAACAAUGCUGGUAUAGACAUAGCUGCUGGGCCUCUGACCAGGCAGCUGGUGGACACCAGCUCCCUGCUGGCCGUCUUCCUGUUCGGUCUGAUCUUCUUCCUUGUGACAGUAGCACUCUUCCUCAGGAAGGCUUACGACAGCUACAAGAAGAGAGACUACACCCAAGUGGACUACCUGAUCAAUGGAAUGUAUUCGGAUUCAGGCGUCUAACAGCUGCAGUACUAUGGGAGAGUGUUGUUUACAUUCCAGGUGUUUUUUCCCCCUCAUUUUUCUAUUGUUUCUGUUGCUUUUUGUUUGGGAUCAGGACUGUAGUCUGGUUGCAGUUUUGAUGGCUGAAGAGUGCACCGAACUUUGCCACAAUAAGGCUACACACGCACAGAUUUCAUAGUUAUAGGCAGAUGUUACAUCUCUGCAUUUUUCUUUUGAACACACUUGGUAGAACAUGUUUGGUAGGCCUUCAUGCACUGGGACAGCGGUGUCUGGUGUGUUUGUAUGCACUACUCUGUUCUAUGCAGACGGUGAAUCCUCUUCAUGUUCAUGCUCAGAAUACAGAGAGACUACAGCUUCAGUAUUUACUAAACACUGACAGGAGACUCAAAUGAUUAAAUCAUUUCUCUUUUAUAAUGUUUAGUUCAAGUAGAAACAAGUGUAAACAUGUUCAACAUUUCACUCCCUUGGAAAUGACACAAGCGAUACUAAUUGCCUUUUCUUGUAAAUCCAUGGACUCUGUUAACGGUUUAUACAACAAAGGCUUAGUUGGUAAUGCCUUUUGCCUUCAGUUAUCACCAGCUUUUUCUCUUUGUUUUAAAUUCCAUUGAAUUUGUUAGAAUUUGAAUGCCAAGUUGAUGCCAAAACACUUCCUAGAACUCGGGAGAGCAUCCAUACAAAGCCAAGGGAAUGGGACAGCCAUUGUGAAGUGCAUUCCAGUUGACAACAAGCUCGGCAAGCGUAAAGACUGUCUCAUGCAUAGGAGCUGUGGUCAAGGAGUGACACGGAUCAGAUUGCCUAUGUGCCAAUUUCUGUCUGUAGCCUGUUUAAUGAUGCACUGUUAAAAAUUGAAACGGGUUUUGCAAUAAAUGCAAACAAACACGCCGUAAUUAGUAUUACCUCUUUUACCCAAAAACUAUGACUGACGUGUUUAAGGUGCCCGAUUUUUACAUGGU
Molecule: messenger RNA, 2493 nt
Organism: Megalops cyprinoides (Indo-Pacific tarpon)
Lineage: Eukaryota; Metazoa; Chordata; Actinopteri; Elopiformes; Megalopidae
Exons: 4
Coding region: 347-1540 (397 amino acids)
Source: RefSeq, a predicted model, not a curated record